Andrographis paniculata is the source of this 1746-nucleotide messenger RNA. Its product is annotated as NAC domain-containing protein 75-like. Gene Ontology annotation, biological process: regulation of DNA-templated transcription. Lineage: Eukaryota; Viridiplantae; Streptophyta; Magnoliopsida; Lamiales; Acanthaceae. The transcript has 7 exons. The coding region runs from base 164 to 1564 and encodes 466 amino acids. Gene Ontology annotation, cellular component: nucleus. The record is from RefSeq and is a predicted model, not a curated record. Gene Ontology annotation, molecular function: DNA-binding transcription factor activity; transcription cis-regulatory region binding.
CUUCGAUUCCUCUUCUUCAUUUUUCUCUCCAACUGAAUCUGUAAUUAAUUUCUUCAACUUUAUCCAUCGAACCCUCUUUCUUUUUUCUGCAAAUUUGUCCCUUUCAGACAUAUAUAUAUUUAUAUAUAGCUGAAAAGGGAUUAAGGGCGUGUUUGGUUGAGCUAUGAGUAAGACCAGCUCCGACCUGAUCGAAACGAAGCUCGAAGAACAUCAAUUAUGCGGAUCCAAACACUGCCCUAGCUGCGGCCACAAGCUCGACGCCAAGCCGGACUGGGUAGGCCUUCCGGCGGGGGUCAAGUUCGAUCCGACCGACCAGGAACUCAUCGAGCAUCUGGAAGCUAAAGUUCUUCACGAACCGGAGAAAUCUCAUCCGUUGAUCGACGAAUUCAUCCCCACGAUCGACGGUGAAGAUGGCAUCUGCUACACGCACCCUGAGAAGCUCCCAGGUGUGACUAGGGAUGGAUUGAGCAGACAUUUUUUCCACCGGCCGUCGAAGGCGUACACCACCGGCACGCGGAAGCGCCGGAAAAUCCAGCCGGAGAUCGACCGGCGGCUGAUUCAUUCGCCGUCGCCGUCGUCGACGGCGGAGACGCGGUGGCACAAGACCGGAAAAACGCGGCCGGUGAUGUCCUCCGGCAGGCAAAAAGGCUGCAAGAAAAUCCUCGUACUGUACACGAAUUUUGGGAAGAAUCGAAAGCCGGAGAAGACGAAUUGGGUGAUGCAUCAGUACCAUUUAGGGCAGAACGAGGAAGAGAAGGAAGGAGAGCUUGUCGUCUCCAAAAUAUUUUACCAGACGCAGCCCCGCCACUGCAGCGCCGCCGCCGGCAAAGAAACUGAAAUUGGACAGAUCAGGGAAGAAGACGACAGAUUCUCGAACGUUGUAAAAAAUUCUCAGAUUGUUCAGAACAGUUUCAACGCUGCCGCCAUGGAUGAUCAGUUCGGAUUUCUUCCCUUCAAGAAAUCGUUUGAGGGUGGGGGGAAUAAUAUUGGGGAAGCUUCAAUGGCAAGGGAGGGUGGAGGAGGAAGAGGGAUCACGUGCGAUCACGUGACACAUCAUCAGAUUGCAGCAGCAUAUCAUAUAAGCAGGCCAUCCCAUUCUCUCUCCGCCAUCAUCUCCCCGCCGCCGCCGCCGCUGCCUCUCCACCACCACCACACUUCCAUCGGAAUUCUAGAUCACAACCCCUCCGCCGCCGCCGCCGCCUUCCAUGACCCUCGGAUUAUCCUCCCGGCGGCGGACCAUUUCCAGGAACAAAGAGAAGGGCAACAUGAUGAUGAAGGUGAUAAUGAUUAUGAUCAAGAAGAAGAAGAUGAUGAUGAUGAUCAUAGUAAUAAAUUAGGAAUUAAAAAAAGAAGAAAAAAUGAAAGAAGAAGAAGAAAAAUGUGUUGUUCUGAAGGAUUGGAGGAACUGAUAAUGAGCUGCUGCACCUCAACCUCAACUUCAUCUUCAACUCAGACUCCACUCAAACAAAUGCAGGAAUCGUCGAUGGCGAACCCUCAAGAGACUGAAUGGCUCAAAUACUCGACUUUCUGGCACGACGCCGGCAACUCUAAUCACCAUGGAUAGCUCAUAGUACUACAAAACUACAAAGUGACAAAGGAAAAUUAGAUGAGUAGAAUUUCAGACAAAUGUAUAUAUAUAUAUAUAUACAUACAUACAUCAGAAACUACGCAGAGACAUAUAGAUAUAGAUACAUACAUACAUACAUUAUACAUACACAUGAUUAUCGAUCGUCCUUUGUUAUCUUA